AUGGGUAAAAAUAUCAACGCAAGGAUGGCGCCCAAGUCAUGGGUUGUAUGUACAAAGCCCGAGGGUAAGGUUAUGAACAGCAAGACUUCUGUCAAAGCCGAUAAACGCGAUAUCACCCUCCUCGUUCUUCUUCUCCGUCACCGCAUCACCCCUCCGGUACCAUAUAUCAUUAUUACCGAAAUUAUCCUCAGCAUGUCACCGGAUACUUACCAGGAUAUGUGCCGUAAGAACUGCAGAUUGGAGAAUCUGACAGAGGAACAACAAUACCAUUGGUUCGCUUGGUGGUGUAAAGAAAUGGAGAAGAAAGAAAUAAUGAAAGGUGGUGGGAGAUGGGUAGCUGCUGUUAAUUGGGAGAAUGAAAGAAUUAAAGAGAUUUGUGGUUGUCUUCGAGACCAACUGCAAGGUCGAGGUCCUGUGUUCGAACUUCUUGACCAAGAAGGUGUCAACAGAUUGAAAUUACAAGUUGGUCACAAGAAGCAACUCAUAAAGCAGAACAAGAUCUUGAAGGAGAAAGAAGAUUUCAUACGAGCGCAGGAGGAUCAGAGCACCUUGCAAGCGGACUGGUAUCUCAAGAAUGAUUGGAGAUAUGGUAGUGUCCCUGACCUUACCAUCCUCAACCCCAAGUCUGUGGUCGGGCAAGGAUAUCCGUUGGAUGACUUUCUUAGGCCUUUCGGCGACGACUUACGAAACUGGAAUUCGACUUUCGAAACGGCCAGUACAAUCUCAGCUCCCUCUACUCAUUCUUCUUCCACUAGUCUGACCACUUGGUCUAACUCUUCCACAAUUACUUCCUCUACUAUGCCGCUUGGGUAUACAGAUGAAGAGGAGAAAAUUCUCAAGACAGUCAACGACUACAAAGCAAGAAAGAAAUUCGAGAAAAUCGUAGACUUCAAGAAAGCAAUGCGAAACAAGCUCGACAAAUUGGAUAUGGCAGAGAGAGAGGGUAGAUUGGUCAAUGAUUGGAUGAUGACUGACGCCAUGGUGGAGGUAUGUUAA
Botrytis byssoidea is the source of this 996-nucleotide messenger RNA. RefSeq lists its product as uncharacterized. The coding region runs from base 1 to 996 and encodes 331 amino acids. The record is from RefSeq and is a predicted model, not a curated record. The transcript is spliced from 4 exons. Lineage: Eukaryota; Fungi; Ascomycota; Leotiomycetes; Helotiales; Sclerotiniaceae.